This is a messenger RNA of Hippoglossus stenolepis (Pacific halibut), 4631 nucleotides long. RefSeq names its product mastermind-like protein 1. The coding region runs from base 1171 to 4320 and encodes 1049 amino acids. Gene Ontology annotation, molecular function: transcription coactivator activity. Gene Ontology annotation, biological process: Notch signaling pathway; positive regulation of transcription of Notch receptor target. The transcript is spliced from 5 exons. The record is from RefSeq and is a predicted model, not a curated record. Lineage: Eukaryota; Metazoa; Chordata; Actinopteri; Pleuronectiformes; Pleuronectidae. Gene Ontology annotation, cellular component: nucleoplasm; nuclear speck.
CUGUCGCUGGUGGAAAAAAAAAAGAAAGUUUCCAAGAUGGCGGCGUGGAGCUGCAGGUCCGCUGGAAAACAAUAGAAGCAGCGCAGAGGGACAGUUAGCCGCUUCGGAGCCGCUCCUGACCGAGGAGCCGCCGCCUCGCCGCCGCGCACAGCCCGGCCCCGGGGAGGCUUAUCCUUCACCUCGGCACAAACGCGAUCAGAGCACGGUGCUUCAUUUAAAUGUCUGAUGCUAGUCGAGCUAGCGCCCCCCCGAACACAGCGUUAGCAGCUAGCGGCUCGCGGCUACACGGAGGAUCAGCUGUUAGGCAGAUGCUGUAGGAACAGCCUCGCUGCACAGUAAGUGGAUUUCAAACAUUACUACGUUUCACUGUGGACGCGGCGGCUCGUGGGGGGCGCGGGGCGAACCUCCGACCGGGAGGGGACAGGAUGUGUUUGCUAUCGAAGGACCCGCUGCCAACUUAGUGGAUGUUAGCAUGUUAGCUGCUGCUGGCUACACACAGCCCAGCGGAAUACUCGAGUUAAAUAAAGUUUGAGCCAAGUUGUAGAGUCGCAGCGAUGCUUCCACAGACCGAAGCCGUCCACCGAGCCCUACCUGCGGGCAGAGCAGCAGCUAAUGUCCGCUAGCUCCGGAGCCAGCAGGUAGAAGCGGCCGCUCGUCAUUUUAAAGGAAUUUUCGACGCUUCAACUUUGAUUUGUGUGGAGGAAUGUGCUAAGUGGAGCGAGCCCGACGGGACGCAGGUCGGUGGCGACGCCGCUUCCUCUCGGCACAUUUCGAUGUGGAUGAUUUGAAGUGGUGCUCGUAGCUCGGGGAUGACCACGGGAAGGUGCGGGGUAGGUUCGGGGGUAAAGUCCGCAGCAGGACGCCAGCAGCUCCGGGUCACAGACACUUUAACGAGCUGCUGCACCGAUGAGCUCCGUAGUUUUCACUGGCUUUAACUGAGAUUAACCAGGAGGCUGAAUGGUGUUGCACCCAAAAACCUUCGUCUUCCUCCCCGGCAGUGAGUGCCGCUGUGACCGAAGCCAUUAGCGAGACAAAGGUCGCCUCCAUGGAGCCAGCACAGGAGUCUUUGUAGAGGGCGAGGGGGGGUGUAUAGACGCCCACGGUGAAAAGAGCCAAUUUCAGCUUUUUAUGGACGAAACCUGAGCCGGAGUUUACUACAAGUCUGUAUUGAUGAUGGCGGAUUUUGUUACACCGCGACACAGCGCGGUGAUGGAGAGGCUCCGCCGGAGGAUCGAGCUCUUCCGGCAGCAUCACAACAGCUGCGAGAGCCGCUACGAGAACGCGACGCUGGAGCGGCUGGAGCUGGACAGACAGCAGACCUUCGCCCUGCACCAGCGCUGCCUGCAGGCCAAGGCCAAGAGGUCCAACAAGCACCGGCAGCCCCAGCCCAGCGGGGACCAGGCCGGCCAGAGGGCGCCGGGAGGCGGCGGAGGAGGAGGCAGCGCGGAGCUCGCGGAGAGCGGAGGGACGGCGGCGGAGCAGAGCCGGAACAGCACCCUGAUGGCGCUGCAGGAGACGGUAAAGAGGAAGCUGGAGAGCGCUGGUUCUCCGUUGGGCAGAGACCAAGUUAACGGUUUCAGCGACGGUUUCCCCCCCAACAAGAAGUCCUGUCUGGACAACGGCACGACUAACGGCUCCCCGCUUGACUCCAAGCUGGGGAUCAGUGACUCUCUGACCUCUAACGGGAACCAUGGGCCGGCGGGGGAGUCGACGGACAGCGGUGGCGAGCCAGGUUUGGACUUCCUUAGGAAGGAGAUGAAGCAGGAGCCAGAUGACAUCCUGCCCAUCAUGCCUCCAUCAGGAGGAGGCAACAACAGCCUGUUCCCUGACCUCAACCUAAAUGAGCAGGAGUGGACGGAGCUGAUGGAGGAACUGAACUGUGCCGUGGCAUAUGAGGACAUUCAAGACAUUCUCAACGACGGCUUUGAGGACCGCAAAGACCCUCUAGAGCUGGCACCCACUCCGGGUGGGGGUGGGUCGGUGGGGGGAGGAGCAGGAGGUGGUGUGGGGGGCCAGCCGUCCCAGGGACUACUUCCUCCAGAUCUGGUGAAUGUGAAGACGGAGUUCUCUCCGGCCUCUGCAGUUUUCGAGCAGGACUCUCGCACCGGCUCCCCCCAUGUAAGGUCCACCUCCUCUGGGCCGCCUCCUCACCCCACCAGCUCCCCCAUCGCCUCGUCCUCUGCCUCUUCUCCGGCUCUGCCCCCUUCCCAGCCUGCUCCCAACCCCAGGCAGCUUCAGCCUCCCCCCAACCACCUUCUCCCUCCGGGGCCCCAGGUGCCUAAAGAUCUGUCCCCUGCUCAGCAGCUCCAGCAGCUGGCAGCCCAGCAGCAGAGAGCGCAGCACCUCCAUGGCCAGAUGCAGCACAAACAACCACAGCCGGGGGCCAAGUUCCACAACCAGGGGCCCCGUGCCCACCCCCCACCUUGGCCCCAGAUGGCCAACACCUCUCAGAGCCCACUAGGGGGAGCGUUUGUUAUGGACAAACCCACGAGUCCCUCCUUGUACCCACAGGACUUUAACCCAAAUGCUCAGAAGCAGCUGCUGAUGCCCGGUCAGCCCAACAAAGGCUCCCCCAAGGCGGGGCCGGGCGGCUACAUGCCGGGGCACGGCGGGCACCCCAACAUGCUGGGUCACCCGACUUCAGGGCCUCCUCUCGGCCACCCUCAGGCCCCUGGACCUCAGGCCCAGGCCGCCAUGUUGAACUACAACAACACCAAACCCCUGUCACACUUUGAGGCGGGGCCCGGGCCUGGGCCCCCUCGGCCCCCCAACACUCAGAGCCAGAACAAGGCGGCCCUGCUGACGCUGCUCAGACAACAACAACAGAUCAAACAGAAGAACAGCAUGAACUUUCGCCAACAUAUACCACACACACAGGACCAGAACAACUACCCCGCUCCUCCUCACGGCCCAGGCCCCGCCAACACCAUGGCACCUGCGCCGGGAAACAACGGCAUGGCGCCCCAGCCAGGGCCAAACGCCAUGGCAGGUAACCAUGCUAACGCUGCGUACCUGAGCAACCAGGCGGCGGUGGCGGCGGUGCUGAAACAGCAGCAGCAGCAGCAUCAGCAGCAGAUCCUGGAGCAGCAGAAGCAGCAGCAGCAGUACAUGCAGAGACAGCAGCUCAUGGCUGAACAGGAGAAGCAGCGGCAGCAGGAACAGCAGCUUCAGAGGCGCCUGACCCGACCGCCACCGCAGUACCAGGACCAGCCGGGUCAACCAGCCAAUCAGAACCCUUUCCCACAGCAGUCAGUCAACCAGUUUACAGCUUCGUCUCAGCCAAUGGGCAGCGUCGGCUCCAUGGGAGGCCCCGCCCCUGGCUCCCAGCGUAUGUUCCCUCAGAACCAAGGCAUGAUGGGAAUGAAUAUGGGUCAGGGCGGUGGGCCCGCAGGCGGUGUAGCUCCGCCCUCUGCGGCGAGCCAGUCUGACAUGAACCUAUCGUCCUGCGGAGGGGGCGGGGCUGGCGUGGACGUCCAGCAGGUCCUCUACAAUAACAUGAACCUUCACCCCAACCACCCGGCCCACACGCCGCAGCAGGCCGCCCUGCAGCGUCAGACGCUGGGGCCCAUGAGCGCCUCCUACAGGCAGAGCCUUCUGGCCCAACAGCAGCACCUGAAGACGCAGCCCAACGCCGCCAUGCUGAAGCAGCAGCAGCAGCUAGCUGCCGCUGCCGCCGCCGCCCGCAUGCCGGGCUCCAUGCAGAACAGUAUAGGAGCCACCCUGCCCAGCUCAAUGCCAGGGAACAUGCAGAGCGCACAGAGCGCCGCCUGGCAGCAGCAGCUCGCUAACCAGCCGCCCUCCGGGAACGCUGGCCUGCCCCCCAAUGCCUUCAGCAACACGCCCAACGCCUUCCACAUGCAGCAGCAGCCUCGCAUUCCCAAGAUGCCACCGGGCGCCGCACCCUUUGGUGCAAACCCUGCAGGUCGCCCAAUGGGGGGCCUGAACCCCGGGCAACAGAUGAUGCAGGCAAGUAUGGCUGCAGCCCAACAGAGGGCGCCACCUAACCCUCAGAGCCUGGGCCAGCCCAUGGCCAAUCAGCAGCAGACUCAACAACAGCAGGCCAAUCAGAACCAGGCCGUCCUCCCUGACCUGGUGGCGUUCGGACAGCCGCAGGGUAACGGUCGGCAGGGACUGCAGUGUAAUCAAGGGUUCCAGGUGAGCAGGACUGCCAAUCAGCAGCAGCAGCAAGUGUCGUUUGGAUACAACAUGGCGUCGGGGAGCUUCGCUGCAGAGAGCGAGCUGGUGGACUCGCUGCUGAAGGGUCAGAACCCUCAGGAGUGGAUGGCCGACCUGGAUGAACUGCUCGCCAGCCACCAUUAGUCAAACACCUGCACCUGGAGCCCCUGAACCCUGCUGAGCUGAGGCGGCACGUUGGAAACACGGACGACGAGCCGCCGCCGCUACGAUGAGAAAAGACAAGUUUCUUUUUUUCAGACCAACAGAUCGUUUAGAUCUGGAGAAAAAGAUUCAGACGAGGUCUGUGAGUUAGCAUUAGCCCCCCCGGCCAAUGAGAAGCAACCAGCGGUCAGCUGAUGGCGUUCAUCAGUUUCCUGUGGUUGAGCAGUGGACGCCACACUGGCUGUUGUUGUUCAACACUGACCUGUUGAUAAGACGUUUUCUCCCCCACACGU